UUAAAAGGAGGAGACAAAAAAACGCUCCCUGUGCUUAGGUUUUCAGUCUUGUGGACUGAUCAUACAGUACGUGUUGAAGUGUAGCAGUAGUCCAGAAAAAGCACCAACUACAUUCAGGUUCCUCAGACCCUUUUAACUAUUACCAACAGCCAUGAAGUACAGGACAGUGAUUAUGUAUUCGGAGAUAGGAUGUUUUGUGGUUUGCGUGUGUGGAUGGAUCCUUGUUUGUUCUACAAUGCCGAUUGAGACCUGGACCUGGUCAGAGGUAGAAAGCAUCGUUCUUACUACUUCUAACUACUUCUCCAAUUUAUGGAAAGACUGCAUCUCAGAUUCAACCGGAGUUUCUGACUGCAAGGGAUUUCCAUCUAUGCUUGCGCUUCAACUGUAUAUACAUUUGUGCCGUUCUCUGAUCAUCAUCGCAAUAGUCUUGGGAUUUUUUGGAGCAAUUCUUGCUUUGGUGGGAAUGAAGUGUACCAAGAUUGGAGGAACUGAAAUUAUUAAUGCCAGAGUGACCUUUGCAGCUGGAAUUAACUAUCUGAUUUCAGGAAUAUGCGCUAUGUUUGCUUUCUCCUGGUAUGGCGACAAAGUUGUGUCUGAGUUUAAAAACCCUAGAUUCAGGGGACAAAAGUUUGAGUUAGGUGCAGGUCUGUUCAUUGGCUGGGGUGGAUCCUUUCUGUUGAUAUGUGGGGGGCUUGUCUACAGCAUCUUUGCAGGAAAAGAGGGCUGUAGAUCAAGCCCGGAUAAUACAGAUGUGCCGGUGUACACCGCUUACCGUGCUCCCCCAUCGUUUAUUUCCUACGCACCUAAGCUGGCUGACACCUUGCCACCGUCUCCAAUCCCUGACAGAGAGAGCCGGAAGUCCAAAACCCCCAGCAGAAGCUCCGGCAGAACCAACAGCACAGACGCAUAUGUGUAGAGUUGAGGCUCUCAAAACACAAGAAAAGAUGCCAAAUGCAACAGAUGUGCAAUAGAUGACAAUGCAGUGAAUUUGAAACGACCAUCUUAUGAUGCUAAAUAUUGUCACUUUUACAAAACAACAACAAAAAACAGAAUUCAAUUUUAAAUAAAAAAUGUGAUGGAUAAGAACAGAAUAAGAAGUGUUGUAUUCAGAAGACUUGUAUUUUUGUUUGGCUCUAUUACCUGCUGAUGUGGAUACUUUCACUCGUAGGACAUUCAUGGCCUACAUUUAUAGUGUCAAGCUAUUUAAUUGGUCACUAUGAUUUUCUGGCUAAUAAAGUUUAAUCCACUGUAUUAUCCCAGACUUUCUAUACAUUGCGGUAGACCUACUUCAUGUGACCCAUGCAGAAUAUUAUUACCAUAUGUUUGGCCUAGGUAUAGGCUACUGCUGCAUUAGGUCACCAUCGGCUCAUCAGGUCACAUAUGGCCAUGGGUCAAGAAGACUAUUUUCAUGUUGCCAGUCUACCAGGUUCAGAACAGACGUUUGACGUCCUGCAUGUCGGCAUUUUAUAGCAGAGACAUUUACUUAAGCUUGGAAAAGUUCCUCAAUACUGAUUGUGAUGAUCAUAACAAAUGUGGUAUCCUGGUAUAGGACACUGUCCUCGUUAGUGCUGCCGUGGCCGGACUUCGUUGAGCCAA
This is a messenger RNA of Sardina pilchardus (European sardine), 1596 nucleotides long. Its product is annotated as claudin-10-like. Lineage: Eukaryota; Metazoa; Chordata; Actinopteri; Clupeiformes; Clupeidae. The transcript is spliced from 5 exons. Bases 152 to 916 code for a protein of 254 amino acids. Gene Ontology annotation, biological process: bicellular tight junction assembly; cell adhesion. Gene Ontology annotation, molecular function: structural molecule activity. The record is from RefSeq and is a predicted model, not a curated record. Gene Ontology annotation, cellular component: plasma membrane; bicellular tight junction.